Molecule: messenger RNA, 6394 nt
Organism: Anopheles coustani
Lineage: Eukaryota; Metazoa; Arthropoda; Insecta; Diptera; Culicidae
Gene: Cep290
Product: centrosomal protein cep290
Exons: 11
Coding region: 1-6321 (2106 amino acids)
Source: RefSeq, a predicted model, not a curated record
AUGGAUUGGAAACAUCUUUUAUCACUUUCUCCGCACAAUUUGGACGACGUGCGUAAGGAUGGUGCCGCAAUUGAAAUAGCGAAUUUGUCCACGGAGCAAAAGUUGGAUAGUCGAAGCUGCAAAAAGCUGUUCCGCUUGGCUCAGGUGGCGUUGAAAUUUCGCAAUGAACAGGUGAAACAUCUCCAACAGAAGCUGGUUGAGGGUAAAGACGAUUUUGGCAGCCAGGAGCGCAUUAAGGAAUGGAAACGUACCAUUGAAAAACUCGAAAUGGAGCGGCACACACUUCGCACGAAGUUGAAGGAAACGACGGAAGAAAACGCUAAACUGCAGUCGAAAUUCAACGCUGGAGUGCAGUUCGGAAGCGAGGGUGAAGAUUCACCAGAUGCGUUAUCUGAAAUCGAACGACAACAGGAGCUCUACAAUAAUAUCAGUAUGAAGAACAAACAUAUAAAACGAUUGCUUCGGGAUAUCGACGAUUUGGAGAAGAGAAGUAGUUUCCAGGUCGAUACCAUUAACGGGCUGCAGUUGAGUUUAAAUGACGCCACGCUGAGCUUAACCGCCCUAACGCACCAGUACGAGGAACUGCAGGCUCGCUGCAAGGAGCAGCAAGAGUCAAUACUAAAGAUGAACGAAAAAAUUGUCCUGAUGGAGAGCGAAAUUACAACCAUUUGCGAGGAGAAGGAAAAUUUACUGAAGGAGCUCAACAGUGCCAGACGGCAGCACGACGAUCAGAUCGCCGAGUGGGAAGAUCAGUUCGACGAGCGGGAGAAAGAGUUAAAUCAGCUAAAGGAUCGAUACGACGACCUGCUGAGCCAGUUUCCGGGCAUCGACAUUGAGGCGGAACGUAGGGAGUACAAAUUGAUGUCCGAAAAGUUGCAGUCGAAGGAUGAUUUGAUUGUCGAUUUGGAGCAGAAAAUACUGACCCUCUCGCAAGAAAUGUAUCGCUCGACGGAAGUGAUGAAUCGCAUCAGCGAAGAGAAACUGCGCGCAUGUAAGGAAAAGUCGAAGGAAAGCCAUUGCUGUUUAGAAUUUCGAGCCCAGCUGGAAAAGGCAAACGAACGGUGCCGCGAGAUGCAAGAAAUCUUGACGGGUGUCGAGGAGGACAAUCGUUUGAAGUCCCGGCAGGCGGUGGAAGCGAUUGAAGCACUGCGGCGGUACGAAAAUGGUGAGGAAGGGUUGGCUAGUACGCUGAGAAAAAACGUUCGUCUGCAGGAAAAGGUGGCCUCACGGGACAAACAAAUCCGAGAGUUGAUCGCGGAGAUAAAUUUGGCUAAUGAUAUUGCCAUAGAAAAUGCGGUGUUGCGCAAACGUUUGGGUCUUGAUGAUGACGAAGUUGUCGCCACGAGUUCUAUUUUAGCUAGACAAAAGAAAAUAGCUAAAGUCAACGAGCGUCUCGCAUUGAAAUUACGAGCAUCGGAAGAGAUGAGGUUGCAGUUAAAGUUGGAGAAAAAUGACCUCAAACGAAAAUUGGCAGCCGUCACUCAACAAACCCAGAAAGUUCAAGCCAGUAAAGAGGAAGGAUCGGAUACCUCGAACGUACCCCAAGAUCAAUUGGAUGCCAUCGAUGUAAUUUCUUCCAUUCACGACCCUAGUGCCAUUAAAUUUUGCGAAUCGUGCACGAAACAAUACAACAUCUACGACAGCAUGAAACACUGUAGGGCAUGUAGUUUUCGGCACAACUUCAACUACUGCGACAAGUGUGUGGGACAGUUGAAAAUGAAUUUCGACGAUGGACAACCGAUCAACCAACCAACCGACAAGAGUCGCGAUCGCUUGGAGGAGCUCGAACGGCAGUAUCUCACGGUGUUGGAGGAAAAUGAAAAUCUUCGCAUGGGGAUGCACGAAAUCCUGGAGAAACUACGCGAGUAUGAUGCAAUGUCCGAUCAGUUAACGAUCGACCGAACUAUGUUGGAGAAGCUACUGAACGCGCUGAAUGUACGGCCAGCCUCUGGCUGGUACCAGACGACGGGGAUGCGAUUGCAGGGUGAUCUGCUAAGCGCACAGGAAAGUGAUCUCUUAUUGAAGGAUCGCUUAGCCAUGGAUGACACCCCUGCCGAUGGAAGAAAAAGUAAAAGCAUCCAGUCGACGGAGAGCGUGAACGAUUCUGGUAAUGUGUGCAACGAAGACGACAAUUCUGAACCAAUUGACCCCUUGCCCGGACCGGAACAGUUGGACUUUAGUGAGCAGGUCCUGCUGAAAGCGGUGGAAAUCGACCGGUUGACGGAAACGCUCGAGCAGUUGAGGUCGGAAAAUGGACGCCUGGUGGCGGCACAGGACGAGCUGCAGGUGACACAGAAGUUGUACAACGAACUACUUAACAUUACCAGAGCGUCCGAGAAUGAGAAAGACCGCUUGCUGGUGGAAACUGUCGAUAGGUUGAAGGACAUCGAGUCUACGGUGUGCAUUUUCCAACGAAAGGUGGAUUAUCUUAAAACCGAUAACGAUAACCUUCAUAAUACGCUGCGUUCAAUUAAGGGUGAAUAUUUAAACUUACUACACGAUUUACGGUUGGAGUUGGUGCAAAAGAAAAAUAAUCUUGAUCCGCUGGAACCACCGGAUGUAACCGGUGGAGACUCCCUCGACUCUACCGAUUUACCUCAAAUCGAGAAAUUGGAAAGUGAAGUGGCCCGUUUGAAGCUUGAGGCGACCAACUUUUACACGAUUUUUCUCAAGAAUAUCGCAGAAGUGGAUAAGGACCAGCAGCUUGAUGUGGAUUACGCCAAGUUAAAUCAGUUUGGCUUGGUGGACACUAAUCUGUCCGUGGAGUUUAUCACCAAAGAUGAGUAUAGGAGAAUACGCGAAAGGCUAGACAAGCUGGAACGUGAACUGCAGCGUGAGAUAGUCAAGAAUGGCCAUCUGGAGGAACUGUUGCAGGUUUCCAACGAGCAGAUUCGUUCGCAGCAGUCGCUUAUAUCCAAAUACUCUGAGGAUGAAGUAAGCCUGCGUCAUCUGGUCGUCGAUCUGCAGAGUGCUUCCAAUGAAAAAUAUUUAUUGGCACGGGCGCACAAAGAGCUAGACGUUGUUCGAGAGCAGGAAGAAAACUUAAAGCUGGAAAAUGGCAAAAUGAAACAAAAGUUUCUUCAAACGCUGGAACAGUUAGAUUUACUCAAGCAACGGCUCGAAGACCAAAAGCAGGAGUUUGAUGCACGUGUGAAGGAUAAUGUUUUGAAAAUAAGAUUUUUGAAAAAAAGCUUACAACAAUUGACUACCAACUAUAGCACGUGUGCUCCAACAUUUGCCAUCACGGAUUUUAUAAAAAUGUAUACACACGUGCUGGAAAUACGUCACAAUUUGGCUGCGGAUAGAACCAAACAGACAGACCAAUGGCGUGAUGCCGAGUACGAACGAAUAUUCGCAAAGUUGCAGUCCAACAUGGAAGGGAACAAUAUACAGGACAAGAUCAAUCUCAUCAAAUACGAAAGUCAAAGCGAGUAUCUCACGAGGCAGCUUAUCUUCUAUCAGGAGCAGGUGGAUCAGUUACAAUCUGAGAACAAGCAAUUGCGGUUACAAGAAAUAGAAAACACCCGCCACUGGGAUACGCUAGAGGUACUAUUCGGAGAGGACGCCAAAAAGUGCCGCAAGGAUAAGGACCGUUUCUUUGACAAGGAGGUACAGGUUUCUGUAGAGACGUCUUCAAAGUGUAUCAACACGAUACCAAUAAUCGAGGAAGUACCGGGGGAUUAUGUGCCGCGUAUAAUGAGAUCCUCGUCAAGCGAUACAAUUCACGGCGGUGACGAUAAAAACAACGAGACUCAACCCGCAGUAAACGUAGAUGGAGAUGAAACACCUGUUGCCAUUCCCACUUUUGCUCAAAAAUCGUUGGAAUCUCAACUCAAACAGGCCAUGAUGUUGGCCUCCACCCGUAGUGCACUGCUAUUAGAAGCGGAGAGCCGCCUCUCGGAAUGUCAGGGUAGGAUAAAAUUACUGGAGAAAUCGCUCGAGGAAAAGGAAAGCUUACUGAAGAAACAGGCCCAAGCUGCUAGCACCUCCAAGCAAGAUCACGUAGAGGACAGCAUUCUGAGCUCUACUAUAGGAUCGUUACAGAAUCUGCUACUGGAGAAGGAUACAACGCUCUCCCGGUAUCAGGAGCUGUUGAAAUCCGAACGAACCGAGCAUUCGCAGGUGUAUGACGAAAAUAUGACCCAAAUCAGAGGGCUCAAGAAGACGAUUGACGAAUUGGAGCAAAAACUAUAUGAGAAGCAGAAGGAGUUCGAUAAUGUGACCACCCAGCUGAACGAUAUGAACCGGUUGAAAGCGCUGCAGGAGAACGUACCAGAAAAACAGAAAAAUGACGAUGAUGCAGCAAGCCGCCACCCGGAACCGGAUGCUAUAGUGUACACAGAUAAAAUUAUUGAAAACAUCUACGAGAUCGAUGAAAAGAAGGAGCGCGAAAUAGAGGAGCUACGCGUGCAAGUCAACCUGCUCGAGAGUAGUUUGCAGGAGUCGGAAAAGGAGCAGAAACGUUUGCAGCUACAGUUGCGCGAAUCCUGCGUUCGGGAGAAAAAAUCCGAAAAGAUGCUGCGCGAGAAGGAGUCUGAACUGACGGCACUGAACGAGCGUAUCUCGAAGGAGGCGAAUGAUCUGCGCGAGUUUACCGAAUCGAUCGCUAGCGCACAGGAAAUUGAACAGCUGAAGGAGAUGCUCGAGGAGAAGGAUCGCCACAUACAGGAUCUGACCGAAACGUUGACGCAGUUCCACGAGGAUCAGCGCAACUUUAUGAACGACACGUCGCUCCACUCGGCGGAACAGGUUUCCCAAUUGAGUGCCGAUCUGAAUCGAAGCGAGGCGAGCAAUCGGGUGCUGAAAACGCAAAUCGAGGCGUUGAAGCGGCAAAUAGUAAGCAUCCAGCAGCGGGAAAAGCAAUCCCGUGAGCUGGUAAAAACGCUCAAGAAUCAGCUCAUCAAGCGGCCGGUUAUCGCGAUGAAAGCGGAUCGCUUGCCGACACCACGGGAGGAUCAACUGGCACGUCGUGUGCAGCAGCUCGAAACGGAACUGAUCGACACGAAGGACGAGCUACGCAAGCAGACGGCAAUCAAUGAGAAUCGCCGGGCAAAGACGGCCGCCGAGCUAGAUCUGUGGAACAAGCAGAAACGCUGGCAGCAGAUGGCAGAACGCUUGAAGGUUCAGCUGAAGGAGCGGGAGCUGGAGCUGGAGAAGCUAAAGGUACACUUCAACACCGCCAAAACGACCAUUGCCAGAAUGGAACGAGAUCGGCCACGGGGUGCGGUAAACAGUGGUGCCGGCGGUGGAGGAAUGGGUGCACGUAGUGGAUCCGUUUCGGGUGGCGAUGUGCUGCUGGAGCACAAAUAUCAACCGGCCGAAUCACCCGAUCAGUACUGCAGCACGGAUAGUACAGUAUCCGAAGAUACGAGCAUCACCACGCAGACUACUCAGACGCAGAUAUUCAGCCAAAAUAGCAAAGGAAUUAUCGACGCACUGAAGAGUCGCAUCGAAUCACAGCAGCGGCGAAUUAUCGCCAUGGAGCUCGAUCGAAAGGGUUCCAACACCGUCACACACGAGUUGGAGAAGAUGCAGGAGAAGCUAUGCAAUCUAGAAUCCCAAAAUGUCCGGUUGGAGGCAAAAACGCUACAACUUCAGCUCGACAACGACAUGCUGCGGCAGAGUGACGAGUCAGAUCGUUUAAGGCGACAAAUUAAACACCUAGAAGAGUAUGUCAUAGUACUGAAAGAAGAACUUUCGAAGGCAACGGUCGGUUGUGCGGAGUCGAUAAACUUUGAAAACCUCUGCGUGCGAUGCAGCCGUCGCAGCGGUCAGAACGAUUUGGCCGAACGUAACGCCAACCUCGAACAAACGGUACUAACUCUCAAGCGCAUGAUCGAGAAAUUGCGCGUCGAAAAUAAACACCUAAAAGAUCACCGGGCACGGGAGCGAUCAGGUGGCAGCGCCGACACAACACCGACCCACACAGUCCAUGAAACGAUCGCCAAGGAGCUGUAUGAUCGUCUCAAAAAGGAGCACGAAAAGCUACAGCAAAGUAAUGGGGAUCUACUGAACAAAGUUUCGGUACUGCAGGUUGAAAUAGAACUGCUUUCGAGUGUCAGUUGUACGCGCUGUAAGGUGCGUUGCGAUGGUGCAGGAGAACCAACCACCGCGACGUCUGCGAUGAAUGUCGAAGAAAAUGCGGUACAGGAAGAGUUGCGGGAUAAGCUAGAGAAGAAAAGUCAGCUUCUGGAGAAGGCAAAGAUUUUGUUACAGCGGGCGGCGGCCAAGGAACGUUACCUGAAGGAACAGAUAGAUUUACUGCGCCGUAAGUGUUCCGAUCUGCAGAACGUACCGGUGAUAGAUGAAAUAAGUGAGUGAAGUUUUGACAAGAUUUGGCUUUCCAUCCAUUUAUGACAGUGCUCGGUAGCUUAAUGUCGAUAUAUAAGUUAGG